Messenger RNA from Paramisgurnus dabryanus, 1006 nucleotides. RefSeq names its product exosome component 3 (gene exosc3). Gene Ontology annotation, cellular component: nuclear exosome (RNase complex); cytoplasmic exosome (RNase complex). Gene Ontology annotation, biological process: CUT catabolic process; poly(A)-dependent snoRNA 3'-end processing; exonucleolytic trimming to generate mature 3'-end of 5.8S rRNA from tricistronic rRNA transcript (SSU-rRNA, 5.8S rRNA, LSU-rRNA). Gene Ontology annotation, molecular function: RNA binding. The record is from RefSeq and is a predicted model, not a curated record. Lineage: Eukaryota; Metazoa; Chordata; Actinopteri; Cypriniformes; Cobitidae.
CGCACGCGGGGCGCUCACGUUGGCUUUUAUCAUGGACACCGUACAUACUCGUUUCAGAGAGAAAAUAGGCGAAGUAUUAUUACCUGGCGAUCUGUUUUCAUGCAGUUUGCCUGAAUCUGAAGACGGUAGUGUCAAAAGCGAGAAAACUAUAUGUGGUCCUGGGCUUCGGAGAAAUGGCGAUGAAGUUCACGUGUUUAAAAGUGGAAUUCUGCGCCAUAAACAUCCAAACCUGUACUGGAUAGACUCUCAACAGAGACGGUAUGUACCAGCCAAGGGUGAAAGUGUCAUUGGUAUUGUGACAGCAAAAUCUGGUGAUACCUUCAAAGUGGAUGUUGGAGGAAGUGAGCAGGCAUCUCUCUCAUAUCUGGCAUUUGAGGGAGCUACAAAGAGAAACAGACCUAAUGUGCAGGUGGGGGAUCUGGUGUACGGCCAGUUCGCAAUUGCAAACAAAGAUAUGGAGCCCGAGCUGGUGUGUAUUGACAGCUGUGGCAGAGCCAAUGGAAUGGGAGUGUUUGGAGCCGAUGGGCUGCUUUUUAAAGUGUCAUUGGGUCUGGUGCGCAGACUUCUGACUCCUCACAGUGAAAUCGUGAAGGACCUAGAAAAGAUUUUCCCCUUUGAGUUGGUUGUUGGAUUGAAUGGAAGAGUUUGGGUGAAAGCAAAGACUGUUCAGCAGACAUUGAUAGUGGCCAAUCUUCUGGAGACCUGCGAGAACAUGACCUCACAACAGAGACAGACACUUUUCAAGAAAGUGUCCGAAGGUUCCUUAUAGUGGAUACAUCAAAUACCAACCAGUGCAACUUUGAAGUGAUAUAAGCACAUCAUUAACUGUGUAUGGACAUUCCUUCUUUAGUAGCCCUAUUUUUUAUCUGAAUAAGAGACUUGGAAUCGAUGCGUGGGCUGUUGCAGAAGAGAAGAUUCACCUUUUCCUGUGAAUAUAUUUGUCGUUUCAUUUGUAACAACACAUGUUUGUAUUCCUGAAAAGUAAAUUGUAUUCUUCUGGAUUGUU